AUGAAUACGUCUAAUUCGAAAAACGAAAAAAAUCUCUUAAUUUAUGAUAAAUCAAGUAAAAUAGGAUGUAUAUAUUUUAUAGGUAUUAGCAGCAAUCUGUAUAGAGGGAAAAUAAUUCUAAAAAAAAAUAGCAUUAGUGAUAAAAUAGUGAGAUAUACCAAUUUAAAUGAUAACUUGUUGCUAAUAAAAAAUGGAAAUUUUAACUUCAAACAGACGGCUAUAUUAAUCAAAGGAAUAACUAUAUUUCUACAUAGACAAUUAGAAGUGCUGCUAACCGAUUUUUAUUCUAUGUACAAGAGAUGUUUAUUUAAUAGCUUAAAUGCAAAUAACGAAUUAAAAGGAAUUUUAAAAAAAUAUAAAACGAAUAAAAAAUUUAAAAUAAAAAAAAAUAUUAUGUAUUUACAAGAUGCUGCAAAUAGAAGUAGUAAUAAUGAUAUAUUAAUGAACAACACGUCUAAUUAUUUAAAUAAAAACAAAAACAUUGCAAAUAUAAAUGAUAUAAUGUUAAAAGAAAGUAAUGAAAUGUAUAUCAACGAUUAUAAUUUUGGAAAUGAUGAUAUUCAUAAUGAUCAAAAUGUUAUAUAUCAAGAUAUGCUAACCAAUUCAUCUUCUUUUGAGUGUUCAAAAUUUAAUAACUUUUAUACGAUUAAUAACGGGAUGUAUAAUUUAAAUACCAUAGGAACUAAAGGUGAAACAAAAACACAAAGAGAUACGAAUAAUAUAUUAUUAAAACUUAAUUUGCAGGAUGAAAAAAAAAGUAAACAUAUAGAAAAAAAUAACUAUUCAAAUGUUAGUUUAUUUGUAAGUAAAAAUUUAGAUAGAAAGAACUUUUCUUUGAGUAUAAUGAAUAACAGCUUAUUUAUAAAUGGUGAUGCUAUAAAUAGCAAAAUAGAAAAAAAUAUGGAAAAUAUAUAUGAUCAAAAUAAAAAAAAUAAGAAUAAAAGAAAUUUUGCACAAAUUGAUGAAGAAAUACUCUUACGCGAUGACACAUGGAAGAAUAUAAAAAUAAACAAAAAAAAAAAGGUACUAUCCUUUUUUGAUGACCAUUUGGAAAAUAUUAAUAACUUCUUUCAUUUUUUAAAUAACAGUAUUCAGGGGAAAAACUCAGUAAAUAAUAAUAAUUAUAUACCAAUUUUCAAUUUUCAUGAACCCACAAAGAAUUACUUUUCUUUGGAUGCUAGAGAAGAAUUAUACAAUAUAUUUGAUAAAAAGUUAAUAGAAAAUGAAAAGUGUAAUAUGCAGACCGAUAACACCAAGCUACUUCAAACUAAAUCAACAUUAUCUUCUCUAAAUGAAAAAACGAGAAAAGGAAUGAAUGAUCUAAAUAUGGAAAAGUUAAGAGGAAAGUUUAAUGAUGAUUAUUUCAUGAACAUAGAAUUAGAACAUAACCAAGAUAAGAGAAAAUAUCCAAGAAAAUCAGCUAAUUAUUUUAUGAACAAUGAAGACCUUGUUGAUUACAAUUUUGAUAGGAUAAGUGAUUCACACGACAUCAGUUCUGAACAGCAGAAGUUAAAUCAUAGAGAGCCUCGUUGCAACAACAUAGGCAGAACAGAUAUAGGUAAUAAUAAUAAUAAUAAUAACAAUAAUAAUAACAAUAACAGUAGUAGUGGUAGUGGUAGUGGUAGUAAUAUGUAUUUUCAAUAUAACUAUGCCUGUAACACAUUUAGCGACACUUUUAAAGAAACUCUAAGUGUCCCUUCGAGUAAAUUAGUUAAAAGAAGAUCUUUUACUUCAUCACAAUAUAAACAAAAUGAAGAAUUAAUAAGAUUAAAAGAUUACAUAAAUAAAUUAAGCGAAAAAAACCCUAAUGCUUUAGAAAUUGAUCGAAUAUUCCCUAUAAACAAAACAUCAGACAAAAGUAUUUCAAUAAUAUUCUAUAAUUUGCUUGUUCUAGCAUCAAAUGACGAAAUAGAUUUAUAUCAAAAAUUCCCUAGUGAUAAAAUUCUCAUACAAGUACGAUGA
Molecule: messenger RNA, 1962 nt
Organism: Plasmodium malariae
Lineage: Eukaryota; Apicomplexa; Aconoidasida; Haemosporida; Plasmodiidae
Product: conserved Plasmodium protein, unknown function
Exons: 1
Coding region: 1-1962 (653 amino acids)
Source: RefSeq, a predicted model, not a curated record